UUUUUUUUUUUCUUUUUUUUUUAUCACUAAUUUUGGUAUUUACUAUGCAAUCUUUCAAUAGUACUAAUAAAAAAAAUAUACCACCAUCACCUUCUUUUAGUUCUGCACCUGAUAUUAAUGCUAAGAUACCCGUGCCUUCUUUUUCAAGUGCACCCGAUUUUUCAUUUAAAGACGACAAAUAUAAAUCUCACAACGACACCACUAAUAAUAAUAAUAAUAUACGACGACAUCAUCGACAUAGAUCAUCUUCACGACGAGAUAGACCUCGCUCCUCGUCUCCUUCUCAACGUCGACGACAUCGAUCCCGUUCCCCUAAACAUCAUAGUGCUCGUCAUCGAUCACGUUCGCCACAAUCUCGACAUGAGAGGAAAUCUUCAAAAAGAAGUAAACGAACACCUUCACCAGAAAUAAUACACACUGGAACAUUGAAUACAGGCAUCACAUUUACUAUGGAUAGAAGAGGUGAUCCAGAUAUUAUCACUUACGGCGGAAACCAUGCUUAUUCUGUACCCAUCUUUAAAAGAUGUGGAGGAGGAAGAGUAAUUGGAUUAUCACCCAAUAUUCGUAUUGACAAUUCAGUUGUGAAAUCAGGACAGAUCAGUAUAAUUGAUAUUUGGGAUAAAAAGAAAACAUCGCGAUAUAUAGACCCUGAUUAUUCUUGGAAAGAAUUUGAUAAGGAUUUGAAACGAAUUCAUAUUCAACCAGAGAAAAAUACGUCUGAUCCUUUUGCUUUACACACAAAUAUAAUCACAUUAGAAGAUAGACAGUCAAGAUUACAAUCAAACGAUGAUGAUUAUAAUAUAAGUGGCGUAGAUUAUCGUUCACUAGAGGGAAAUAAAGUAAGACAUGCGGAUCAGCAGGAGGAUAUUGAACAAUUAAGAGAAGAAGGCGAGAGUUUUAACGAUUACAUUCGCCAACGAACAAUUGAUUUUAAUCGACAAUUAGAUAAAGAGCCUGAAAAUGUACAGCUUUGGUUAGAUUUCAUUCACUUUCAGGAUGAAGCAGCUACUAGUUUGGAUCCAAACGCGCCUAAAUCAAAUAAAUCAAGUUUAAGUGAAAUUAAGUUAAACAUCUUUGAGAAAGCGCUAGAGUCUAAUCCGAUGGAUGAAGAAUUACUUCUUGCUUAUUUAACAUGUGGAGCGGAGAGUUGGGAAAAUUUGAAAUUACUCCGUGAAUGGGAUAGAGUACUUAAAGAACAUCCUAGUUCUAUUCGACUGUGGUCUGAAUACAUCAAUUUGCGUCAAACGAAUUUUGCUAGUUUUUCUUACACGCAAUGUGUACAAGUAUUUGCGGAUGCUAUAUCCGUCUUGAGCAGACAAUUACAACAACAGCAGUAUAGAGACGAGGAUGAGCGUCGUGAGGAUAUUGAAUCUUUAAUGGUUUAUAUCUUAUUAAGAGCUUGCUUAUUUAUGAAACAAGCUGGUUAUCAAGAAAGAGCAUUUGCUAUCAUUCAGGCCAUAGUUGAAUUUAAUUUAUUUCAGCCACACAUAUUGAAUAUGACAGAUGAUAACAAUAAGACUAAGCUGAAUGCAUUUACUGAUUUUUGGGAUAGUGAAGUUUUAAGAUUCGGAGAAGAAGGUGCUCGUGGAUGGCAUGACUAUUAUCGUGCAACUCAAAAUGGAGAAGAAGUUCCUGAACCUGUGUUCAAUAAACCUAUAGAUCAAAAUCAAAAAGAACAAGAGGAAGAUGAGGUGAUGGAUUUAAAUGAAUGGAUUUCUUCUGAACUAUGUAAAGAGGAAAAGGAGCGUUUACCAUUACGUAUGAACCAAGUAGAGGAUGAAAGUGUAGAUGAAGACCCUUAUCGAAUCAUUCUAUCUGAUGAUGUUAAACCGUUCUUAUUUAACAUCACCCAUAUGGAAGCACGUCAAAGUUUAAUCUAUAGUCUAUUUGUCUUUCUAGGUUUACCUUUUACACCACCUGAUAUUGGUACAAAUACCCAUUUUUAUACUGAUAUCUUUACUCACAAUGAGCUUAAUCUGGCUCAUUUUUGGCCUGCCAAGGAGAAUACACGAAAACAUCUUGUGUGGUAUGUAGCAGGCGUUCCUAUGACACCAGAAGAAAUUACAAUGGAAUCCAAUCCAUAUUACAUCCCAAACUCAUAUCCUGUUAGAGUGCCUGAACUAUUUGCUAAAUAUGGUACUUGGUUUAAAUGUUCCGGAAAGGAAUUUAUACAUUGCCAAAUAGAUGAAAAGUUUACAAGAACCAUAUUUAAACAGUUAUUGGCAGUCGAGAAAUCAGAACAAUUAAUGAUAUAUUAUCUUGCCUUUGAAUCUAGUUGUGGAUAUAAAUUUGGCCGUCAAUUGGCAAAGAAUUUAUUAAAAGAUCAAAGGACAAGUCUAACAUUAUGGAACGCUUAUGCGCAAAUGGAAAAGAGUCAUGAUCAUAUUAAUGAGUCACGUAAAGUUUAUCUAACUGCAUUAUCUAUGUAUCACACUUUUCCUAAAGAUGAACAAGAGUCUUUACCUCUUUUAUACUAUAUGUUUGCAAAACUUGAAUUAGAGAAUAAUAAGCCAAACGAGGCUUUAAAAAUCUUAGUUUCAAUGUCUGAUAGUGUACCUUAUAAUGCUGCAAUGCCCUUACCAAGUACACCUUUGAUUUUAAGAGCAAGAGAAUACUUUUCACAAAAAUUAGCUCAACUUUCAACGUUGUCCGAAUCUUAUAGAGAGAGACAAAACGCAUUAAAUAUGAUAAGUUGUGCUGCGCUCUUUGAGUACUUGUCUAGUGGUUUAGAUAGUGCAUGUUCUAUUUAUGAACAUGCACUAGAGUAUAUCAAAGAACGACAGGCAGAAAGAGGAUAUGCAUCAGAGGCGAUAUGGAUAGAAUAUGCCGGGUUACUUUAUUAUCAUUUCACGACAGAAAAGAUGUAUAAGCCGAGAGUAUUACGAUAUGCUAUGGAACGAGCAUUAUCUUUAUUUCCCAAUAAUACUAUUUUUCUUGCUUUUUAUAUAUGGAAUGAAUCAAAGACAAAGAUAUAUAAUCGAGUUCAACACUUAUUAAAUGAUGCAUUGAAUAAAAAUUCAAAUGUUAUAUUAUGGUUAUCAGCUAUAUAUAAUGAAUUACAUAAAUAUAAGCCAUAUCACGUUGAUUCUGUUAGAGAUUAUUUUGAAAGAUCUAUUCAAGAUACAAGAACAAGAUCUUCAAUUAUUUUAUGGAAAUGUUAUAUUCAGUUUGAAAUAUCACAAAAUAAUAUAGAAAAAGCACUUCGUUUAUUUUAUAGAUCAGUUAGAGAAUGUCCAUGGUCUAAAGAAUUAUACCUUUUAGGCUUACAAUCCUUUAGUAAAGUUAUGAACGAAAAGGAGUUGAAUGAAUUAGUUAGUUUAAUGAUGGAAAAAGAAAUAAGAUUAAGGACGCCUAUUGAAGAUGAUUUAUUGAAUCAAUAGUGUUCAUUGUUAUAAAAUUAAACAUUAACAAUAAAUAGUAACUAUAUAAAUACAUGUAUAUAAAUAAAUAGAUACUUGUAUCUUUUUAUUACUAUUAUUAUCUUCUUCUUCUUUGUUG
Molecule: messenger RNA, 3498 nt
Organism: Cokeromyces recurvatus
Lineage: Eukaryota; Fungi; Mucoromycota; Mucoromycetes; Mucorales; Mucoraceae
Product: NRDE-2, necessary for RNA interference-domain-containing protein
Exons: 15
Coding region: 45-3380 (1111 amino acids)
Biological process (GO): RNA processing; negative regulation of RNA catabolic process; regulatory ncRNA-mediated post-transcriptional gene silencing
Cellular component (GO): catalytic step 2 spliceosome
Molecular function (GO): protein binding
Source: RefSeq, a predicted model, not a curated record